AUGGCUGAAGAUGGAGACCAUAGUGAGAAAAAGAAAUCACACAAGAAGCGCCAUUCAGGCGUGAAAGCGGACAAGAAGAAAGCCAAAAACAAACCGACCGAUCGUACAAAAAACCCGAAAGGUUACGCUAUCUCAAAAGCACGUUCGGCUGAGAAGCGUUUCCGGCGCAAGGAAGACCUCACCACCAAAAAGCAGCACAUUCCACUCGUUGAUAAAACGCCCGAGGAACCCCCACCAGUGCUGGUGGCCGUGGUGGGCCCACCGAAGGUGGGAAAAACUACGUUGAUCAUGAAUUUGAUCAAAAACUUUACCAAGACGAACGUAAACAACGUAUGCGGCCCAAUCACGGUGGUGACGUCGAAGAAACGCCGAAUCACGCUGAUCGAGUGUAACAACGAUAUCAAUAGUAUGAUCGACAUUGCCAAGAGCGCCGAUCUGGUGCUGUUGAUGGUGGACGCAAGCUUCGGGUUUGAGAUGGAAAUUUUCGAGUUUCUCAACAUCUGCCAGGUGCACGGAAUGCCGAAGAUUAUGGGCAUCUUGAACCACCUGGACAUGAUUAAAAAAGCAAAGGCACUUAAAAUGCAAAAGAAACUGCUGAAGCACCGCUUCUGGACGGAGGUGUACGAUGGAGCUAAGUUGUUCUACCUUUCCGGACUUAUACACGGCGAGUAUCUGAAGAACGAGAUCCGCAACCUAGGGCGAUUUAUUUCGGUCAUGAAGUUCCGUCCGCUGGCAUGGCGCGGGGCACACAGUUACAUAAUUGCCGAUCGCAUGGAGGAUAUUACCAACACGGAACAGAUACGCCUGAACCGCAAGUGCGACCGAGAUGUCGUACUGUACGGCUACGUGCGUGGCGUUCCGUUGAAAAAGGAAAACAUGGUUCACAUUGCCGGCCUCGGUGAUAUGCAUAUCGACGAGCUGAACACCCUUCCUGAUCCGUGCCCUUUGCCAUCGGCUGAGAAGAAACGCAAUCUACUCGAAAAAGAGCGUCUCCUGUACGCGCCUAUGUCCGGCGUCGGUGGCAUAGUCUACGAUAAAGAUGCGGUUUAUAUAGAAUUGCAAGGAUCGCACAGCCAUAAGAAGGGACCCCCGAAAAACACAGAGCAGCAGCAGAUCGUUGAUUCGUUCAUCGGAAAGAAGGAAACUUUCGAUGUAACGAUCGAUAACCAGGAGUUCCGAUUGUUCAGCGAUGGAGACGUGAUCAAAUCCGGAGACUUUGUGGACAACGUGCGUAAACGUGGCAAUGAGUCUGAUGAGGAGGAAGAUGAUGAAGAACAGCAGGAGAGCGAGGAUGAUUCAGGUUUGGAAGAUUCGGGUGACGAAGCUUCUAGCGAAAAAGGAGGUCGUUUGGGAUGGAUUCCUGAGGAAACAGAUGAUGAAGAACACGGAGACGAAUCAGGAAGUGGCUCUGAUGACGAUGAUGAUGAUGAAGAUAUGCCGAAAGGCAGACGAACUGGUUACCUAUCAUCGGAUGAAGAAGAAGAAACAACUGGCGGGGCCACGAUGGCCUGGAAGGAUGGCUUGGCUGCAAGAGCACGCAAUGAGUAUCUGGAACGGCAGGCGACUACCAAGAAUCUUAUGAAGAUUGUUUACGGAGUGUUCAGCAAGGCUCAUCAGAGGGCGAAAGCGAAGGCAGCCCAGGAGGCGGAGGGCUCUUCCGGCGAUGAGGAGGACGAUGAACUGCUGGGAGGAAUAUUCAAAAACCUAACCCAGAAACAGGCGGAGCUACAGAAGAAAAAAUCGGUACAGGAUGUAGACGAGUGUUGCUUCUUUGAGGAGUACGGCGAUGGUGUACGCGAUUGGACGAAGGCUGAAAACAAAAACCUCAUCGCGAACUGUUUCGUAACGGGCAAAUGGAAGGCAUCUGAAGAUGCAGAGGAACUGCUAAAACUGGACGACAUGAGCGAUGGGGAUAGUGAUGUCUACGGAGAUUUCGAAGAUCUCGAAACUGGCGAAAAACAUGAAGCGACAAAAGAGAAGAACACCAAAAGUUUGAAGAGUGCUAGUGAAAAGCAAGAAGGAGAAGAACAGGGUGAAGAAUCCGCCCUGGGGAAGCGUAGAAUAACGAGAAUCGAAGAGAAGAACAUGUCUCGCGCUGAGUUGAUGGCGAAAAAGAUGAAGCUGAAAGCGAAGUUUGACUCCGAGUAUGACAAUCCGGAAAAGGACGAUCAUCACAUCGACGGCGAUCAUCAGUACUACGAAAAGCUGAAGGCAGACGCUCUGCGCCAGACGGAAUUGAACAAGAAGGAGUUUGCUAAUUUAGACGAGGACGUACGGCUCAACAUAGAGGGCCAUCGGGCGGGUCUGUACGUGAGAAUGAGUUUCCGUAGCGUGCCGUCGGAGUUUGUCCAGCAUUUUGACGCAAACUUUCCGAUCCUGAUCGGAGGUUUAAACAUGUCCGAGGAAAACGUUGGAUACGUUAGUUGCAAAGUGAAGAAACAUCGGUGGUACAAGAAAACGUUGAAGACGAGUGAUCCGCUGAUCAUUUCACUCGGCUGGCGAAGGUUUCAAACCAUACCGAUCUACGCCAAGGUGGAGGACGAUUUCAAGCAUCGAUAUCUGAAGUACACUCCGAACCACGUGACGUGCAGCAUGAGCUUCUGGGGGCCGGUAACGCCACAGAACACGGGCCUGAUGGCAAUUCAGUCGGUGGCGUACGAUCAAAGUGAGGUUCGCAAGCUUGGGUUCCGCGUGGCAGCGACCGGAGCGGUAAGCGAAACAGACAAGGCAGCCGACAUUAUGAAGAAACUCAAGCUGAUCGGUACUCCGAGCAAGAUCUACCAGAAGACGGCCUUCAUUCAAGGAAUGUUUACUUCGACUCUGGAGGUGGCCAAAUUCGAAGGGGCCAAGUUACGCACCGUUUCCGGCAUUCGGGGCCAGAUUAAACGGGCAUGCCCGCCGGAUGGAUCGUUCCGUGCGACGUUCGAGGAUCGUAUUAUGCUGAGCGACAUUGUGUUUUGUCGCACGUGGUUCAAGGUGAAUGUGCCGACGUUUUACGCACCGGUAACCAAUCUGCUUUUGCCACCAGAGCAAAAAGCCCAGUGGAUCGGCAUGAAAACAUUGGGCCAACUGAAGCGGGAAAAGAACCUGCAAUUCGAGGCAAAAGAGGACAGCUCGUACAAGCCGAUUGUGCGUGAAAAGUUGGCCUUCCGUCCGCUGGUUAUACCGAAGAACCUACAGAAGGCACUCCCGUACAAAGACAAACCGAAGCUGGGGCCAAUCAAAGCGAAAAAAUCAUUUGAAAGCGAAAGAGUGGCUGUGGUGAAUUCACCCCACGAACAAAAGGUUGCCAAAAUGAUGAAGAUGAUCAAAACUAACUAUAAGACCAAGCAGGUGAAGCAGCGGCGUCAGGGACAGGAGCGAACGAAGCAGUACAAGAAACAGCAACUAAAUGAGAACUUCCGAAAACUGCAACGGCAAAAGGACUUGAAAAAGAAAGUGUUCAAGGCGAUCAGCAAAAUGGAUGCGAAGAAUGAAGAUAAGCUGAAGAGCGGGAAAAAAUGA
Messenger RNA from Anopheles cruzii, 3504 nucleotides. RefSeq names its product ribosome biogenesis protein BMS1 homolog. The coding region runs from base 1 to 3504 and encodes 1167 amino acids. The record is from RefSeq and is a predicted model, not a curated record. Gene Ontology annotation, biological process: ribosome biogenesis; endonucleolytic cleavage of tricistronic rRNA transcript (SSU-rRNA, 5.8S rRNA, LSU-rRNA); maturation of SSU-rRNA from tricistronic rRNA transcript (SSU-rRNA, 5.8S rRNA, LSU-rRNA). The transcript has 3 exons. Gene Ontology annotation, cellular component: 90S preribosome; nucleus. NCBI's taxonomy places the organism in Eukaryota, Metazoa, Arthropoda, Insecta, Diptera, Culicidae. Gene Ontology annotation, molecular function: U3 snoRNA binding; GTPase activity; GTP binding.